GGUGGCAAGGGAAGAAGGGAGUAAUCGGAAGGGCGAGUACGUAAGUCAGUGAAUGAGUCAUUCGCCGCCAGCACUAGCUCAGAGCAUCACGGAGGACAGCAUCGUCGUCAGAAUGAGUCGCUUCAGAGGACGUUUCCUGAUGGACAACUUUCCCCAUCACGACGAGUUUCUGGUUCCCAUGGACGUUUUCGGUUCGUCUUUCGAUGAAUACCGGCAACGUGUUCGGAGGCAGAUCGACGAUAUCAUGAGAGAUGCAACUCACAGACCCGAGCGAGACCUUCGCCGACAGCUCAGCGGAGUUUUCAACCGCUAUUCGAGAACCUUCCAGGAUGAUAUGUUCGACGACAUCUUCAAAGAGCUGCAGUUUCCGACCGACAGCGGUUUCCAGCAAGUGGCCCGAGAGGUUAAAGCCGAAGUAGACGAGAAGAAUCGGCUGCUCGUGGAGCUUGACGUCCACGAGUUCGAGCCCGAAGAGAUCACAGUCAAAGCGGUCGAGAACCAGUUGAUCGUCCACGCGAAAAAAGAGACGCAGAACUGCUGCAAAGAGUUCCGGCGCGAGAUCCAACUUCCCGACGGUAUCGAUCUUGACACAGUAACGUCGAAUCUCAGCCCUCAGGGUCUCUUGUCGAUUCACGCCCAAAUGCCUACAGCUCAGCAGCCUCAAAUCAGCGCCGCUUCACAACCUCAACGACUUUCACACGGCCGGACGGAACUUCAGACAGUUCCGAAUGUGCCCAACAACGUCGAGGCAGAGCCUACCGAGGUACACAAAUCCGAGGUCUGCUUCAAUGUUGGGCCCGCCCCGGGUCACUGAAUUAGAUCCUGUUAAAUAUCUGGUCUCAUCAUUCCCACUAUGUCCUUCUCUUGAACCCGAUCGCUGCACCAUUCAACGCCGAAGGUCGAAAUGAAGACGCAUCCAUGUUUUGUAUUCAUUAAAUAAAGGUCUCUAAUGGCUCAUGGACAAA
This is a messenger RNA of Galendromus occidentalis (western predatory mite), 965 nucleotides long. RefSeq names its product major egg antigen. Bases 53 to 814 code for a protein of 253 amino acids. The transcript has 4 exons. Gene Ontology annotation, biological process: response to heat; protein refolding. NCBI's taxonomy places the organism in Eukaryota, Metazoa, Arthropoda, Arachnida, Mesostigmata, Phytoseiidae. The record is from RefSeq and is a predicted model, not a curated record. Gene Ontology annotation, cellular component: nucleus; cytoplasm.